This is a messenger RNA of Durio zibethinus, 2857 nucleotides long. The record is from RefSeq and is a predicted model, not a curated record. NCBI's taxonomy places the organism in Eukaryota, Viridiplantae, Streptophyta, Magnoliopsida, Malvales, Malvaceae.
UUUUUUUCUGUUGUAAUCGAAAGCUAUUAUCAUCGGUGCCCAUCUCAUGUCUUGUAUUUGUCUAUUGUGUGGACUUUCGUGGGCUUAUUUUAAGGUUAUCUUUAGAGAUAUUUUUUGCGUUUUGGUCUUGUAGUUGGAUAAGAAUGUGGUGUAGGAUCGAUAUCGAGUUAAAAGCAGAUAAAGAAGGUGGUGAUAUCUCCCUCACUGUCUCAUGUUCCUAUAAAUACCGCUGAUUUUCUAGCUAAAGUUUCAAGGGCGUGAAAACUGUUGGUUUUUCUCUUUGGAAAGAUUAUGGAAAACAAAGAGAAAAAGUUCCUCACGGUAGCUCCCUUUGAGUGUGCUUGGAGAAAGGAUUUGAAAUUUCGGGAAGCUGGCAGAGGAUGUGUAGCAUUCGAUGCUUUUGCACACAAUGAUGUUACUGUGGUGUUUAGGGAGAAUGUUGGAAGUCAGCACUACCAUUAUAAGAGGGAUAGCAGUCCUCAUUAUACUGUAAUCAUUGGUAGCCAUAGGAAUCGUAGAUUGAAAAUUGAGGUGGAUGGCAAAACUGUGGUUGAUGUAGCAGGUAUUGGCCUAUGUUGUUCUCCUGCAUUUCAGAGUUAUUGGAUCAGUAUCUAUGAUGGAUUGAUUAGUAUUGGUAAAGGAAGAUACCCUUUUCAGAAUCUUGUGUUCCGGUGGCUAGAUACAAAUCCAAAUUGUAGUGUUCGGUAUGUUGGCCUUAGUAGCUGGGAUAAACAUGUAGGUUAUAGAAAUGUUAACGUAUUGCCCUUGACUCAAAAUCAUUUGUUGCUGUGGAAGCAAGUGGACUGUGUUGAAUACAAUGGUGAUGAGGAGUUGGAAGAUGAACAAAUGGGUUAUGAGAAGUGGGGACUUGAAAAUUUUCUCGAGAGUUGGGAAUUAUUUGAUAUGUUCUUCAUUGUUGGUGAGGAUGAAAGGCCUGUCCCUGCUCAUAAGGUUAUAUUGCAAGCAUCAGGAAACUUUUCUCUGAGCUCAUCAGAUAGAGAUGUUGUUCAACUGCAGCAGGUAGCAUAUCCAAUUCUUCAUGCUCUUCUUCAAUAUGUAUAUGCAGGCCAAACCCAGAUUUCAGAGACACAACUUAGUUCCUUGUGGGCUCUGAGCUUACAGUUUGAAGUGAUGCCACUGGUGAAGCUAUGUGAGGAAGCAAUGGAGCGGUUUAAAGUAAACAAAAAGUUGUUUGAUUCCGGUAAGACUGUGGAGUUAUCAUAUGCAAGUUCUCAGCUCCAUUCUGGAGGAACCUUCUCCUCUGGUCUCCCGAUAAACAUGCAGAGGCUCCAACAAUUGCGUUCAACAGGCGAGUACAGUGACAUUAGCAUUUGCAUUGAAGGUCAAGGUUUCAUUGCUCGAGCUCAUAAAGUUAUUCUCGGCUUAUAUAGUGUCCCAUUUGCAAAGAUGUUCACAAAUGGAAUGUGUGAGAGCAGCUCGACUGAGGUUUGUUUACAGGAUGUGUCUCCAGCAGCAUUGAAGGCUAUGCUUGAAUUCAUGUACUGCGGAGAACUCAGGAUUGAGGAUACUGAGGACUUUGGUACCUUGUUACUCCAGCUCCUUCUAUUGUCUGACAAAUAUGGAAUCUCUCUUCUUCAUCAGGAAUGCUGCAAAAUGCUUUUAGAAUGCCUCUCUGAGGACUCCGUCUGUCCAAUCCUCCAAGUGGUUUCAUCAAUCCCAUCAUGUAAUCUUAUCAAAGAAACUUGUGAAAGGAUACUUGCAAUGCACUUUGACUACUGCACAACUGCAAGCCUUGAUUUCAUCUCUUUAGAUGAGACAACUUUUAGGAAUAUUAUUCAGCAUCCAGAUCUAAAGGUAACAUCUGAAGAAAGGGUUUUAGAUGCAAUUUUGAUGUGGUGCAUGAAAGCAGAGAAAUUGUGUGGGUGGGGGGUGGUGAGUGAGCUAAUGAUAAAUUCAACUUCAGAAAGUCUGUUCAAGGGUAGGCUUCAACCAGUUAAUGACUUGCUUCCAUCUGUGCGGUUUUCUUUACUGCCAUAUCCCCUGCUUAAGGAGUUAGAAAAUACCUUUCUAAGCAGGCAGAUUUCCUCUUUUGGUGAUCUUGUUAAGGAAGCCAUUAAUUAUAUAGAAUGCAGAGUGGCGACCCAUGGAAAUGACCAGAAUGUAAGAUUUCAACAUAGGCGUUCCAGUUAUAAGGAGCUCCAGUAUAUAUGUGAUGGGGAUAGCAAUGGAGUUCUGUACUUCGCUGGGACAUCAUAUGGGGAACAUGCAUGGGUUAACCCUGUUCUGUCUAAGAGAAUUGCUAUUACUGCUAGUAGCCCCGCUUCAAGACACACUGAUCCCAAGGUUUUGGUAUCAAGAACUUACCAGGGAACGUGUUUUGCUGGGCCUCGUAUGGAAGACAGACAUAUCUGUGCAUGGUGGAUGGUUGACAUUGGCCAAGAUCAUCAGCUGAUGUGCAACUACUACACAUUGAGACAGGAUGGCUCCAGGACCUACAUAAGGUGUUGGGAAUUUCAGGGUUCUGUGGAUGGAAGGACUUGGAUAGAUUUGAGAGUACACGAGAAUGACCAAACAAUGUGCAAGCCCGGUCAGUUUGCAUCAUGGCCUGUAACUGGACCAAAUGCUCUGCUUCCAUUUAGAUUCUUCAGGGUUCUACUUACUGCUCCAACCACGGAUGCUUCUAACCCCUGGAACUUCUGCAUUUGCUACCUGGAGCUAUACGGUUACUUCCACUGAAUAGGAUUCUAUGUGCAUCUGGCGUUUUCCAUUAUCAUUUCCUUCAAGUUUUUCGGUUACUUACACUGAAUAGAAUUAUGUGCAUCCGGCGUUUUCCAAUAUCAUGUACGAUUACACCAAAAUAAUUUAUAUAGUCUAGGACGGAAUUUACCUUGUCCAA